Emiliania huxleyi CCMP1516 is the source of this 1245-nucleotide messenger RNA. RefSeq lists its product as hypothetical. The transcript is spliced from 9 exons. The annotation marks the transcript as partial. The record is from RefSeq and is a predicted model, not a curated record. NCBI's taxonomy places the organism in Eukaryota, Haptophyta, Isochrysidales, Noelaerhabdaceae. Gene Ontology annotation, molecular function: translation initiation factor activity; GTP binding.
CAGGGCCUCAACGCGCAGCUCUACUACCGCAACAAGGACCCGCGCGAGUACAUCUCCCUCGUCCCGACGUCAGCACACACGGGCGAAGGGGUGGCCGACAUCCUGAUGAACCUCGUGGGCAUGACGCAAAAGAUGUUUGUGGACCGCAUCAUGUGGACGCCGAUGGUGCAGUGCACCGUACUCGAGGUCAAGGUGAUCGAGGGGCUCGGCGCGACCGCCGACGUGAUCCUCGCCAACGGCACUCUCAAGCGCGGGGACCGGAUCGUCAUGUGCGGCUUUGGCGGGCCGGUCGUCACGCGCGUGCGCGACCUGCUCACGCCUCGCCCGCUGCGCGAGCUGCGCAUCGACGGCGCCGCCGGCAUCAAGAUCUGCGCCAACCACCUCGAGAACGUCGUGGCGGGCUCCGCCUGCCUCGUCCCGUUCAAGGACGUGCCGUACGACCUCGAGGCGCUCAAGCAGGACGCGACGGGCUCGUCUUCUUUUCUUUCUUCCAGCCUGAACGGCGGGCUCGGCGUCUACGCGAUGGCGUCGACCCUCGGCUCGCUCGAGGCGCGGCUCGGGCUCCGUACCGCACCUCCAGAGUACCGAACCCAGUGUGGGUUCAGUCCCAUCCCCGUCUCCGCGGUCAACAUCGGGCCCAUCCACAAGAAGGACGUCAUCAAGGCGUCCAUCAUGCACGAGUUCAAGCCCGAGUACGCCACCAUCCUCGCCUUCGACGUGCCGCUCACAAAGGAGGGCGAGCUGCAGGCCAAGGAGUCGCAGGUCAAGGUCUUCACCGCCGAGAUCAUCUACCACCUGUUCGACCAGUUCACAAAGUACAUGGCGGACGUGCGGCUCGAGCAGCAGGCAAAGGCGGCGACCACCGCCGUCUACCCCGCCAUCUGCAAGGUCUCGUCGCCCGACCACGUCUGGUGCCGCGGCGGGGGAGGGGACCCGAUCUUGCUGGGGCUGGCGGUGCAGGAGGGGACCCUCAAGAAGGGCACGCCGCUCUGCGCCUACCUCGACAUCGGGCGCGUCGUCUCGAUGGAGCCCGAGAAGGGGAAGCAGGUGGACGUCCUCAAGGCGGGCAAGUCUGCCGCGGUCAAGAUCGACGCCGUCACGUCGAUCCAGUACGGCCGGCAGUUCGACCACACCUACCCGCUGUACGCGCGCGUGACGCGCCGCUCCAUCGACGCGAUCAAGGAGCUCUUCAAGGAGGGCGGAAGAGCUGGUGUGAACGGCGUCUCUUCACACUCACUGCUGUGA